Daphnia pulicaria is the source of this 872-nucleotide messenger RNA. RefSeq lists its product as uncharacterized. The transcript is spliced from 3 exons. Gene Ontology annotation, biological process: signal transduction; regulation of apoptotic process. Lineage: Eukaryota; Metazoa; Arthropoda; Branchiopoda; Diplostraca; Daphniidae. Gene Ontology annotation, molecular function: protein binding. The record is from RefSeq and is a predicted model, not a curated record. Bases 174 to 836 code for a protein of 220 amino acids.
CCGAUUGUAACUCUACGUACUUUGAGAGUUGUUUACAUUUUGCUAUCUACGAACUACGACAAAAGUAUAAGUGUCAAACUGAUUGACAUUUUGACAAACCUUUUAAAAGAAUCUUGGAUGUUAUUCUCAUUUUUGUGCUGUCCCGUUCGGCAAGUUUUUUUCACCAGUUCACCAUGUUCCCCACACGCGACAUUAGAAAUCCUUAUAGCGUAUUGAUAGAAGACGUAGUGAAGUUACACCUGGCUGCCUUAGGAGAAAGAGAGUUGAAAGAUGCACUCGAACGUUUUCGCGAUCAAAUUCAAUCUAAUCGCGUAAUGAGCUACAUUAAAGACAUCAACUCGCUUGUCUCUAUUUUGGAAGCCAGAAAUGUGUUAAAUCCUCAAAAUGUAGAUGCCCUACUUGAAAUUUCCAAGAUUGUUGAUCGUCCCUUGGCUGCUAGAAGAAUCGAAGAUUACAAAAAACACAGAGAGAUUGUUAUCCAUCCCCCUUCACCAGUAUUGCCUGCAAAACAAGAAAUUAAAAUGACUCGUCAAGAUUCCAGAGACAAGUUGACAGAAAAGGUUUUUACGGAAGUAGCUAAACGCCUUGGCCGAGAUGUAUUGACUUUUGCGCGAGCCCUUCCCUUUGACUUCAGCGAAAACGAGCUACAGACUUUGAAAAGCCAACAACAAGGGGAUUUGCAAGAAACUACUAUGCAGGUACUGAGGCUUUUUCGACAAAGGAACCCUGACGUUGAUCACAUCCAGACCAUAAUGCAAGCCUUGAAUACCAUUAAAAGGAGUGAAAUUCGUAGAAAAAUUGAACCUAUUGUUUCCCCUGCUGAUCCGAGAUGUUAAUAGUUGGUUAGACACGUUAAUAGAGUGCGAGAUAUA